AGAGAGAGAGAGAGAAAGAGAACGAGGGUGCUGGGGAUUACGGAAUUAUUUCGGCGUGAUCAACGGAUUCAAUUGAAUAAAAAAAAACUCGACAACCAAAACAACUUCGAGUCGCGACGACUAGACGUUGACUCAGUGGGAGGGUUCUGGUUAAUGGGCGACUAUGGACGAGAGGGCUGAGAGACUCUGAAGAGGAUUGAGAGAGGUAUGGUGAUAGUGGAGUGAGGCACUCGACGAAACAACUGGGGGAUUACAAAGGUUCAGCGUUAUUUGGGGGAUAUUGAGGAUGAAUAAUCAGGCGUUUAGCUUGGCCGAGAGGCUCAUCCCUUCGACGUAUGUACAGCAGGGAUUGAAUGCUAAGAAAACGAGGGAGAAUCUUAUUCGACAUUUCAUUGAACAUCGAAAGUGGCCGGAGGAGGGAUGGGACGAUGCAACAAUCGAGGCAUUUCUCUCAGACCUAUCCCAGAUGGACAGCAACAAUUUUCCCCUCAAUUGCAGUGUUGGGGAACGCGAGUCACGUAUAGUAUCGAAUCUCGUUGCAAGACGUCAUUUUCGAAUGGGCCACGGUAUUGGAAGAUCGGGGGAUCUCGAGGAGGUACAGCCAAAGGCUGCCGGUAGCAGUCUCAUGUACAAACUGACUAAUGCACUUGUCCUCGAAGUAAUUCGAUAUAUGGGAGUGAAGAGCAUAGCCGGCUGCUUUCUCUCCCCAAUGGCGACAGGGAUGAGUCUCGUCCUGUGCAUGCUGACUUUGAAACAAGACAGACCGCGAGCGAAAUACGUCCUCUGGCCCAGAAUCGAUCAAAAGUCUAGUUUCAAAUCGAUAAUAACAGCCGGACUGGAGCCAAUAGUUAUCGAGAUGCAGAUUAUCGGGGAUGAACUCAAGACCGAUAUGCAGAGACUAGAGUCCCAAAUGGCUGCACUAGGCGAGAGCAUCGCUUGUGUAUUAUCGACGACUAGUUGUUUCUCCCCAAGGGCCUGUGAUUCGGUCGAUCUCAUUGCUGCAUUGUGCACUCAGUAUAAUAUUCCACAUUUGGUCAAUAAUGCUUAUGGAUUACAAAGUACUAGAUGCAUGCAUCUGAUUCAAGAAGCCUCGCGAAAGGGUCGAGUGGAUGCAUUUGUCCAAAGUACAGACAAGAAUUUUUUGGUGCCAGUGGGUGGGGCGGUGAUAGGUUCUUUCGAUAAGAACUUGCUGGAUCGAAUUUCAAAAAUGUAUCCAGGUCGUGCAAAUGCGAGUUCUACGAUGGACGUUAUGAUAACAUUAUUGAGUCUGGGAAUGGCGGGAUACAAGCAACUGAUAGCCCAGAGGAAGGAGAUGUACGCGUAUCUGAAGGAAGAGCUUGGAAAACUGGCGACGAGGCACGGAGAGAGACUACUCGAUACUAAAGGGAAUCCCAUAUCGAUGGGUAUGACGCUGCAGUGCUUGAGUCAUCAGCAUGAUCACAAGCAAGUUACUAUGUUGGGCUCCAUGUUAUUCGUAAGGAAUGUCAGUGGGGCUAGAGUCAUUACUACGACAGAUAUUAAACAUGUCGUGUCACAUAAAUUUGAAGGCUGGGGAGCCCACAACAGCAACUACCCAAUUCCAUAUCUGACAGCAGCAGCAGCCUUAGGUAUGAAGCGUUCAGACGUAGACGCCUUCAUCCAGCGUCUGGACAAGGCCUUGACAAAAGUUCGUAGGCGUUCGGCCCCAGUGACCCCAACAGCCUCCCUAGCAGGCUCCAGCAUAAAUGGUGACGCAAGUAAUCCUGGUGGACCCGGUGAAUCUUCCACCGCGUCCACCAGCCGAGCGAGUAGCAAAGACAGCCUGCGAAAAUGAACCGUAAUCAACGCAACUGGCCAGUCCAAUCAGCACAUUAACAUCAAUUUGUAAACGAUGAAUUUUCUGUGCUGAUUCGUCUGUCCAAUUGCGUUGAGAUACCGAGUCUAUUCAUGAACAAUUAAAUUAAAACAAACGAGAAGACAAACUCGAAUGUUUUGGUUGAGAGGAGGAAGCGCUGGUCGCUGGGAGUUUAUUGAGGAAUGAACAGUUAUUACGUUCUCUGAACAUUCAUUUCUUACUGAUGAUCGAUUGCUGUCGAUCAUGAAUUUUGAUUAUCCUGCAAUAAUGUGUAAUUACGGUCUUUCAAUUUUUUCAAUGCACGUUUGAUAUUUACAUUCAAUUGCGAGGUGGUAAACCUCGAGAGGACAGAUGUCUACUUUUCACGUGUUGACAAAUACGAAAUUAUCUUAAUAACAAGUGAUUUUAGAGGAAAAUGUCAUAACCGAUGUAUAGUUGAAUAUUUUAUCAGCUACAACAAACUUCUGUGACAUUUUCCCCUGUAAACACUCGUUCUCAAAAUAUUCAGGCUGAUGACGAAAUUAAUUUUCCUUCUGGUUAAUUACACGUUCAUACAAUCUUAGAGCCUCUGGCUGAGGCAUUAUAUUCGGAAGAAAUGUCGAGAUGUUUUUGUCCGAAAUAAUUAGCCUCUGAGAUAAUUGGAAUGUUGAUGAAAAUAUCACCACUGUACUGCGAGAUGAAUAAUUUUCAUCAAUUAUUUUCUAUUCUGUGCACUGAAGUGAAAGCGGCUGGAGGUAAUCUACGGGUGACAUCAAUGAGAAAAAAUAUUUGGAUGGAAAGGAAGAUCUAUAGAUCUGUUGGCGAAUGAAGAUUUAUUUCUUGACGUAAUAAAUUGUAAAUUGGGAUAAAAUCGCCAUGAUUAAUUUAGGUAGACAGCUUGAAGGUAAAUAAGAUUAGAUUUUUUUUUACUUCACUCCUCUUUCAUUACUGCUCCAUCAGAAAAGGUGCAUUGGAAUCUGCUGUGGAGUGGUGAGACGUGAUGAAAAGAAUUUUACACCUUUUCAAUUGCAUUUAUUUCGGCGACUAAUUGUUGCAAGGGGGAAUAUGCCUGGAUUUUUAUUCGCACCUGAGAACAUUUCCAACGAGAAAUGUUCUCCAGCGUGCGCCCCUCGAACAACUUAUUGACGAGGAAAUUCCAGUAUUGAUAGGGUGUAAAUAUUGACCAUUCGAUCAAGUAUUUUAUCAUACCACUGCAGAAACGAUUAAUGAAAGAUAAUGGAAUGAGCAUAAGGCGUUGAAUGGCGCCUGCAUUUAGGAUUAGAAUUUAAAAUUAAUCACACGCAUCAAAGAAUUAGUUCUAAUAAACCUAAACCAAAAAUUAAUGAAUUAAGAACUGAGAAAUAAACAAAAAGUGGUAGAGAGUUAAGUCUCAAUCAGAGGUAGGACAAUUGCAUGAAUUUAGAAGGUGAAAAGGAGAAAGAUUUAAUGAGGGCCUGGAGCCUACGGGUGACUAGGUGAUUUGAAAAUUAAAAAACUCAAUGGCUGAGAAACUAUAGAACACAUUAGAUAGCGGAAAUUUGUUAUUGAUUUGAAUGAAUAUAGCCUUUACACGUUGUUAGUUAUAUCUGUGCUAAUAAUGUUUACAAAAUUUAAAUUCAAUUAAGCCUAGCUCAAUACUCAAAUUUUAAUCCCUACGUUUUAUCAAUGUUAACGAAGUUUAUUUAUUUUUUUAUAGAUAUUAGAAAUGGCUUCGCAUCCUCGGGAGUAGGUAGACACGAUUAGUCGAUUUAUUUCUGUAGGGAAGUGGUGCAAGUAUUAUUUUGUCAAUAUUUCCGAAAUAUCUGCUGAUAUUUUUCUCUGUAUCCAUUUAUUUCUGAAGUUAUUGCAAAAUAUUCUGAAUGGAAUUUUGAAGAUCUCGCUCUACCACUUCUCUGCAGAUAUCCAAUCACAUAAAAAAAAUAAACAAAACGAAUUCUGACAAUGGAAUAAUGUUAUGGAGUGACUGUACUGUGAAGCGUGUUAACUGACUAAUUGAUCAAUUAAUCACAUGCAGAAUAAAUCAAUACAAUAAGUACUGUAAAAGAAAAUCAGAAUUUUUGCAAAAUACUUGAGAAUUUUCCUAUGUAAAUAAAAUCUUGAUUUGA
This is a messenger RNA of Diachasmimorpha longicaudata, 3918 nucleotides long. RefSeq names its product O-phosphoseryl-tRNA(Sec) selenium transferase (gene SecS). Gene Ontology annotation, biological process: conversion of seryl-tRNAsec to selenocys-tRNAsec; selenocysteine incorporation. The coding region runs from base 287 to 1813 and encodes 508 amino acids. The record is from RefSeq and is a predicted model, not a curated record. The transcript has 6 exons. Lineage: Eukaryota; Metazoa; Arthropoda; Insecta; Hymenoptera; Braconidae. Gene Ontology annotation, molecular function: tRNA binding; O-phosphoseryl-tRNA(Sec) selenium transferase activity.